GGUGUCCUGGCCCUGGCGGCGGCGUCCGCGGCCCUGGGGGCGCUCGUCUUGCCGCGUGCAGGAUCCUGUUUUGCCUCGUUCGCUGGAGGCCGCGUGUGCGGCAGGCCGCGCGCCACCCAGCCGGAGCGGCGCGCUGGGCUGGUACUGCACGCGGCCUGCAGCGACACGGUGACGCUGAGCUCCCCCAGAGGCGGGGAGAUCGAGGCAGACGCCGAGUUCUUGGCGGAUAUCCAGAAAGCCGGCUUCACCGUGGCGCCCAGUGCCGAGACGCCGACGCUGGCGGCCCGUCCGCCGGCCCCAGUGCGACAGGCCCCGGCACCGCCGGCGAGGCUUGCCAGCGUGGCGGUCCCGCAGGCCCUGACGGGGAUCCCAUGCGCCUGGUGAUCGCAGUGGUUGUCGCGCUGGCCGCCGUGGUCGCCCUCGCCUCGGGCGGCGGCGAGGCCGAGCCCGCGCCCGCGCCAACGCCCGCUCCCGCGCCAGCGCCCGCGUCGCCGUUGGCGGCGGAGCCGGCGCCCGCGGCAGCGCCGGCAGCCGCGCCCGCAGCGGAGAGAGUGACCACCACGGACGCCCAGGGCCGCGCCCGAUUCACGGCCGGCCUCGAGGCUGGUGAGGAGAAGAAGUAG
Molecule: messenger RNA, 623 nt
Organism: Prorocentrum cordatum
Lineage: Eukaryota; Dinophyceae; Prorocentrales; Prorocentraceae
Source: the annotation of a GenBank genome assembly